This is a messenger RNA of Tetrahymena thermophila SB210, 1770 nucleotides long. RefSeq lists its product as hypothetical. The transcript has 3 exons. NCBI's taxonomy places the organism in Eukaryota, Ciliophora, Oligohymenophorea, Hymenostomatida, Tetrahymenidae. The record is from RefSeq and is a predicted model, not a curated record.
AUGCAAGUAGAAGAUAACUAAAUAAGAAGACCAUUGAAUUUUAGGUAGUAAAGACCUAAGACAGCUAUUUUAAUGAAAUAAUUUAGGGUAGCUGGUUAUCGCCCUAAAACUCCUCUUAUUUGUUGUUAGAUUUCAAGAGCUGAUUGCACAUGCUGCAAUUAACUAGUAUAUUCUAAUUCAAUCAUGUGUCUAGAUGAUGCUUAGCUCAAAUAAGAUGCUUAAAAAUCUUCAUAUUAUUAAACUGGUAAAAAACUAUCUGCUUAAAAGGAGGAUUUAAAAAGAGUUAUAAGAAGCGGAAGUAAAAAUAGACUUCACAGAGAGUUGAUGUCAUAGUAAGGUAAAAGACUAGAUCCAUAUGAAUUUAUCAAUUAAAAAUAUGAAGAGAUAAUGCAGGAAUACGAGGAAGAAAAGAAGACACCUGAAUAAGAUAACAAAUUGCAAGCCUUUUUGGAAUUCGAUUUAUUGAAAGAUUAAACUAAUUUUCCUAAUACUUUCUAACUAACUUAAAAUCAAGAAUACAAUAAAUCAAGGCCGCAGAGUUAAAGAAAUAAUAAAAAUGAAUUUUAUUACUAAUUUGCAAAUUAAAAUAAAAAGCAAAAAUAGAACCAGUAGGAAAUGUCUUCUGUAAUUAUUUCGAAAGUAGUUGAUGUUAAGAAGUUGGAAGAUAACAUGUAUUAUAGUCCCAGAGAUAAAGCAAUAAAAUAGAUAUUAAGUAAUGCUAAAUCCAAAUAAGGAAUACAAGAAACAUAAGAAGUUUUUAGCUAUUAUGCAAAUAACUACUUUUUAAUAAACUAAAAAAUAGAAAAAAAUCGUCCUUAGCCAAAAAACUAAGAGGCAAGUUCUAGUUCAAUUUAAAAAUUAAAUACUUAAAAUGACAGCCAAUUAAAUUAAUUGCCUAUUUUAAUGGAAUUAGAAAAUUAGGAUUAUGAUUAAACUAAAAAGAAACAAACUAUACUAGGAAGUUUAAUUAAUAAAAAUAAAACUCAAUAAAUUACCUAAGAACCUAGAGUAGAAAAUCCAUAAAAGGUGUUUUCAUUAAUACCUAAUCUAUCCCCGAAAUCUUCAUUCUAAAAUUAAGAAAAUGCUUACGAAAAGCGUGCUAAUAUUAAGUAAAAGUAGCCAAACUAUUUUAUGUAGCAUAUGAAGCAAAUAAAAAGAGAUUAAAAUAUGGAUACUAAAAAGCAAGUGAAUUCAAUUUAGAGAAAGAAUUCUAUCUCAACUCCUUAAAAAUAACAAAGUAUUUCACAUAGAAGCUAAUAAUAAUUAUCAACAACUAAUAAAGAAACAAGCAGGGGUAAUAUAUUACUCACAACAAAUGAAACUCUUAAAACAGAAGAGGACUAUUUGACAACACCAUCAAAAUAAAAUAAAAGACAGUAUCUAAACGAUUUUAUCAGAUCUCCUUAUUCUACAGAAUUUCCUUUAAAAGCUGUAGAUAACAAUCUCAUGUUCAAUCAGCAUUCACCCUCAAUAGAUUAUCUACAGCAGAGUUACUUAAAAAAAGCAAUAUCUAGCUAUAGAGAUUUUAAUUCUUAAAAAACAUGGAGAAUUUCUACACAAUAUGAUGAAUAAAAUGAAAGGGCAAACCCUUAAAUGAUACAAUAGCAGUAAUUAAAACAAUAAUAGGAAAUUGUUAAAUGGAAUAGAAUGCUAAAAAAAGUUAGUGUAAAUGGUUUAAUGCAAUCAUCUAACUUACUUAAAAAAGGAAAUUAAUAAAGCAACUAAGGAAGCUUGACUUCAAGAGAAUAAAAAAGAGUUUCGUUUAAAUGA